Molecule: messenger RNA, 804 nt
Organism: Meloidogyne enterolobii
Lineage: Eukaryota; Metazoa; Nematoda; Chromadorea; Rhabditida; Meloidogynidae
Source: the annotation of a GenBank genome assembly
CUCAAUUUUCAAAUUUAAUUUAAAUAUGCUCGCAAAGGACAUGGCAACUAGUUUCUUCGACUUUCUACAUAUGAACAAGCAGAAAACAUUUCGUCCCAAAAAGCGCUUUCCUCACGGCACUCUUCGUCACAAUUUGCACAAACAAGCCCAAGCAACACUCAAUUCUGGAGUUGAUUUGAAGCAAGUUGUGCGUCUUCCACCAAAUGAAUCUUUGGAUGAUUGGCUAGCUGUAAAUACUGUCGACUUUUUCAAUCGAAUAAAUCUACUCUAUGGAAUAUUGGCUGAUAGUUGUACAGUAGAAUCGUGCCCAACAAUGUGUGGAGGAGCAAAAUACGAGUAUUUGUGGCAGGAUGGAGUUGAAUACAAAAAACCGACAAGGCUGCCUGCUAAAGAUUACAUGCACAAAUUAAUGGAUUGGAUUGAAGAGCGUAUAAACAACGAGAAAAUUUUCCCUUCUACUACUGAUGUUCCCUUUCCCAACGAUUUUCGACAAACUUGCAAGAAAAUAUUGUCGCGACUAUUCCGGAUAUUUGUUCAUAUUUAUAUUCAUCACUUUGAAAAGCUUGUUCAGAUUGGAGCGGAGCCACACGCCAACAUGCUUUACAAACAUUAUUAUUAUUUUGUUACUGAAUUUUCACUGGUUACUCAACGAGAAUUGGAUGCCUUGAAAGACCUGACUGCAAGAUUAAUUACAAAUACGGCCAAUUCACAACAACAACAGAGUGCUACAAAAAAUUAAAAUUUUAUUUUUUAUUCAUUUUUAUCAUUAUUUUCUUUAAAAAGUUGCAAAAUAAAAUAUUAUGC